AUGUCUGAUAACAACCAUAAUAAACCAACCACUACAACCACAAAUGGAAACUAUUCCAAAGACGAUCAAUUAAGCCAACAAGAUUUAACCAAGAUCCAAGAAGUUGCUCAAAAGAUCCUCAACCCCAACAAUGAACAUCCACAAAUAAACGAGUAUAUUCGAUCAACAAUGUCAUAUAUUGGUAAUGCGUUGUACAAGAUGCAAACCACUAAUGACAAAGAUGCUACAGCUAAGGAAAUUGCUGAUGAUUUAACUGCUAAAUUCAAUCAUUGGAAAGAAGAACGAGAAAAGAACAAUAAUCAGGAAACCAAUGGGCAAGCUGAAAAUGACGAGAAGAAGUAA
This is a messenger RNA of Lodderomyces parapsilosis, 342 nucleotides long. RefSeq lists its product as uncharacterized. The record is from RefSeq and is a predicted model, not a curated record. The transcript has a single exon. The coding region runs from base 1 to 342 and encodes 113 amino acids. Lineage: Eukaryota; Fungi; Ascomycota; Pichiomycetes; Serinales; Debaryomycetaceae.